AUGGCCAUCCAACUAUCUUUAAUCGCCACAAAAUGGCGUCUAAUUGGAUCCGCAAAACGUCGUAAGCAUUUUAAAGUGGCUCGUCGGCUCCGAGAUAAAGAAUAUCUACAGGAAGACGAAGAGAUCAAUCUGGAAGCUGGCAUCCUACACUUAAAAUGUCAGCAUCUCACACAAAGAAGUCCUGAGAGAGCAUCAUCAACUUGCAGCUCCACUGCUCUUAAAGCAGCACUAAUGGCACUC
Brenthis ino (lesser marbled fritillary) is the source of this 240-nucleotide messenger RNA. NCBI's taxonomy places the organism in Eukaryota, Metazoa, Arthropoda, Insecta, Lepidoptera, Nymphalidae. The record is from the annotation of a GenBank genome assembly.